GGAAAGAUGGACAAGAAAGUGAAGAAAAAGUCACGAGUAGCCAAUCGGUAUUUUGAAAGUUCUUCUGAAGAUGUUGUUAAAGAAAAGCAGAAGAAGAAGUCAAAGGAAGGAAAGGCCGAGACUGUCCGUCAUGAUGAGGCUUCUGUUAUAAACGUGUUGGAUGAUGAUGCAAAUAUUAAAAGGACGAAGAUUGCAGACAGGAGGAGAAAAAGUAAAACAAAGACGAAGAAUCUCCGACAGGCUGAUCCAUUUCCAGGUGAAGCACCUUUGCCUAGCGACAAGUUUCAGAAAUAUUCUCGAGGAGAUCAGAUGGACAAGAGUGCAAGGACACGCUAUCAUAAAGCUAAAUUUAGCUUAGAGGAGGAUAGGAUACAGAACUCCUUGAAAGCUGCUGUUCAAUCAGAAGUCUUCUUGUCUGAGGAAGCAGGUUUUCUAGCGGCUGAUCGUGAACCAACUACGAACAUCUCCCAGCAUGACAUACAGAACAGUGUGGACAUCAACAGUGCUCAGAAGUUUUUUGAUUUAAAACUACCACAGUUUGGUCCGUACAGAUUGAAUUACACAAGAAACGGAAGAUACUUGUUGAUUGGUGGGAACAAAGGUCAUGUGGCUGCUAUUGAUUGGCUGACGAAAAAGCUGAUGUGUGAGAUUAAUGUCAUGGAAACAGUUAAUGAUGUAAAAUGGUUACAUCAGGAGACAUUGUUUGCGGCUGCUCAGCGUCAGUGGACUUACGUGUACGACAACCAGGGUAUAGAACUCCACUGUUUGAAGGCCUUAGACUCAGUUCUGCGACUUGAAUUUCUGCCGUACCACUUUCUGCUGGUCAGCUCUAAUAUGAAAGGUUAUCUGUCUUACUUGGACGUGUCUGUGGGUCAGAAGGUCACAGGGUUCCAGACAGGCAUGGGCCGCCUCGAUGUCAUGUGCCAGAACCCAAGUAAUGCCAUCAUCUGUCUGGGACAUUCAAGGGGUACAGUGACGAUGUGGUCACCAAAUAUAAAGGAACCUCUGGUAACGAUGCUGUGUCACCCUGGUGGUGUAAGGUCCAUCGAUGUGGACCGGAAAGGAAAUUAUUUGGCUACCUCUGGCACUGACAGAACCAUCAAGAUUUGGGACUUACGGACGUUCAAGAUGUUACAGUCGUACAAAGUAGGAGCAGGAGCAAGCCACCUUUCCUUCAGCCAAAGAGAAAUUUUAGCAGCGGGAAUAGGCAAUGUUGUGGAGGUGUACGAAGACUGUUGUCGGAAUCAGGUUAGCUCCCCUUAUUUAACACAUCGUCUCCAUGCUGGAAUACGAGGGAUGCAGUUCUGUCCCUUUGAGGAUGUCUUGGGUGUGGGUCAUGGACAGGGCUUUACCAGUUUGCUCAUUCCGGGUGCUGGGGAAGCUAACUUUGAUGCCAUGGAGACAAACCCUUACCAGACCAAGUCUCAGAGACGGCAGGCUGAGGUGAAAAUGUUAUUAGAAAAGAUAUCCCCAGACAUGAUACACCUGGACACGACCAAAAUCGGGAAAGUGGACGGGAAAACAUUACAAGAGACAAUCCAGGAGAAGAAUAAACUUAUUUUCCUUAAGCCACAGAAAGUUGACUUUGUGCCAAAAUACAAGAAAAAGGGCCGAAGUAAAACAGGGCGAGUGGAAAAGAGGAAAAAGGGAUUCCAGGAGUUCAGUAAACGAGCAAUUGUGAAGGAACUGAUUGUAGAAAAAGAGAAACAGAUCAAAGAAAGACAGUUAUCCAAGGACAAUAAAGGUUCUGGUAACGUGUUAGACAGAUUCAAGAAGAAACCAAGCUGACAGCAGUUGACUUGAGAGUACAAGCUGACACUUGAACUAUGCUGACGUGAUUUAUUUACUUCACUCCAAGAUGGGAGUUCAAACAGCAGACUUGUUGCAAGCUACCUGUAUCUUCAGACUGUAUCACCUUAAACUGGGAAUAGAAUGCUGAUCAGUUAACAGUGACUUCAAGUUUAUAAUAUUUUACUCAUGGAUAGUGUCAACCUGUCUACAGCCAUGUCAGUUUAUGCUCAGAAGUUUACCAAAAACUUGAAGAGAUAUGGUGGCUGUUAGCUUGAGACUUAAAGUUGAUUUCUGUUUCUCUAAUAAUUACAGUUUCAAAAUAGUUGCAAAAAGUAAUCAUUGUAUAAAUGAAGUAACACCAGCUUCAAGUACAAUCUGUAAUUAAAUAUGUUUUUUAAGUAAAGACAACCAAUGUGGCA
Molecule: messenger RNA, 2210 nt
Organism: Liolophura sinensis
Lineage: Eukaryota; Metazoa; Mollusca; Polyplacophora; Chitonida; Chitonidae
Product: WD repeat-containing protein 46-like
Exons: 15
Coding region: 7-1788 (593 amino acids)
Biological process (GO): maturation of SSU-rRNA from tricistronic rRNA transcript (SSU-rRNA, 5.8S rRNA, LSU-rRNA)
Cellular component (GO): small-subunit processome; 90S preribosome; nucleolus
Molecular function (GO): protein binding
Source: RefSeq, a predicted model, not a curated record